Brassicogethes aeneus is the source of this 2199-nucleotide messenger RNA. The record is from the annotation of a GenBank genome assembly. Lineage: Eukaryota; Metazoa; Arthropoda; Insecta; Coleoptera; Nitidulidae.
AUGAACUCCUUGCGAAAAAUUCGAGGAAAAACCCUAUCUGAACAGUUGCCUGGUCCUAGUACCGCUAAGGAUAGUGAUAAUGAAACCUUUGACAGUGAUGAUAGUAUUAAAGACAAAGACUAUGUUAUAGAUGAUAGUGAAAAAGACAGAUACAGACACGAUUCUUCCAGUGACGUUUGUGAAAGUGAUGAUAUCGUCAAGGUGACUUCAAAAUCUUCCGCCAAAAAAAGAAAAACAGUUUCACAGUCAAUGAACAAACCUUCCAAGAAAACCACAAGUUGCUUCUUUGGUGUAAAAAAAAGUAAAGAAGUUAUUGCAUCAACUCCCAAAAAAUAUUUGGAUUAUUUUAAAUAUGAACUUAAAGAGGGAGCAAAAACCGGAGUAUGUUUAAUUUGUGAAAAAAAUAAAAAAGAUACUUCAAUAAAAAUGAAAAGUGGAAAUACCAAAGGCCUUAAAUAUCACCUUUCCAAAAACCAUCCAACUGAAUUUUCAAUGUUUUUUGGAAAAGACAAUAAGAAAAGUUCUAAACAACAGAAGACAAUUGCUGAAAUAUUUUCAUUUGAAUCUGAGAAGGCUAGUAGUAAGCGGACCCCAACCCCAAAUACACCGCAGUAUUUUGAGAAAUAUGUGAAAUGGAUAUCUAUCAAAUAUCUACCAUUUAAUUUUUUUGAUGAUGAGUCUACAAGGGAAUUUUUCAAGGACGUGCAUGCCGAAAAUGAACCUCCGAGGCGGACUAUAAUGAGAAGAUAUGUCAUGGAAAUUUUUUCGAAAAAACAACAAAAGGUGCUCAAGGUCCUGCAAGAAAAUACUUCAAAUAUUUCAUUUACAAUUGAUGGAUGGUCAUCUAUAAGUGGAAAAUCAUUUUAUGGUAUAACCUCUCACUUUGUGGAUAAGGACUGGACAAUGCAGUCCUUGGUAUUGGAUUUUGUACCAUCGCAUGGAGAACACACUGGUAUGGAUAUUGCUAAUAUAUUUUAUACAUCAAUGGAGAAGUAUGACUUACUCAAUAAAAUACAAGGGAUAACCGUAGAUAACGCUUCGGUUAAUACAAAAUUUCUAGAAAAGUUUCAGGAGAUAAUGGAAAAAAAUGGUAAAACGUUUAACGCUGAAAACCAACAUUUUAGGUGCUUUGCUCAUAUCCUAAAUUUAGGCGUUCAGGAUAUAUUAAAACUUUUAAAGCAAGAUGAAGAAAAAGAUGAAGAAAUGGACGAUGAUACUGAUCAAUUUUACGUAGAAGAAGAAAAAACGUAUGAAAAUAUGCCACCUAUAACUAGAUUAAGAACAUUGUUUAAAAAAAUCAAAUACUCCGAACAGUUACAGAACAAAUUAAAAGUAUGCUGUGAAGCAAGCAAUAUUGCUUAUCUAACGGUGACAUUAGAUAUUUCCACUCGUUGGAAUUCAACUUAUGAGAUGAUUUUGUUAGGAAUAAAAAUGAAAACAGCUAUUGAUGCUUUCUGCGAGAAUAAUCAAAAAUUUAAAUGUUUUAAGUUAAAUCAAACAGAAUGGGAGAUGCUGGGCCUUGUUCAAAAAUAUCUGCGAUGCUUUAAGUAUCUCAGUAAUACCUUAUCAGGAGAUUCCUACCCAACAUUACCACUGGUUAUAAUAGGCUUUAACAUGUUAAUUGACAGAAUAGAAAAUCUGAUGAUAGAACUGGAACAGAAGACAGAACGUUCACCAAGCGACGGAAUAUUUAUUGAAGCUUUUAGAGCAGGUAGAGAUAAAAUGCUUAAGCAUUAUUACAAAGCAAAUUGGGUUUAUUGCGCCUCACUCUUAAUAGAUCCACGUCACAAAUUGGAAACCUUUGCAAUGACUUUCUGGGGUGCAGAAAUGAAAAAUAAGUCGUACCAAAAAUUUGAAGCAAUUUAUUGUGAAAAAUACGCACCGACUAGGCCAAUUCCACCUAUACAAGAAACUGAAGAACAAUCUGGCUCAGAUGAAGACAUGGAUAUUGAAUUUUUAUUCAAAAAGGCUACUCCUCAAUCCGAAACUGAAGAGUUUUGGAAACAAGAACUAAACGCAUACUUUUAUUCGGAGAGAGCAUCAAAAGGGGAGAUAUUGUUGGAAUGGUGGAAAAGAAAUGAAGUAAAAAAUGCUAAUGUUACUGAAUCAUUUGUUUCUAUGCGUAAAAUGUUCAAAAAAUUGUUUGAAUUACCGGAUCUUCUUAAUCAAACCAAAGAUUAUGUAACUGUUACAUUGUAA